Molecule: messenger RNA, 2845 nt
Organism: Dreissena polymorpha
Lineage: Eukaryota; Metazoa; Mollusca; Bivalvia; Myida; Dreissenidae
Product: synaptotagmin-17-like
Exons: 4
Coding region: 182-1567 (461 amino acids)
Biological process (GO): calcium-ion regulated exocytosis; cellular response to calcium ion; regulation of dopamine secretion
Cellular component (GO): membrane
Molecular function (GO): calcium ion binding; phosphatidylserine binding; calcium-dependent phospholipid binding
Source: RefSeq, a predicted model, not a curated record
GUAAAGCAAUAAAGCAUUUACUUGAAGCACAACAAGUGUGUCGCUGGCUUUCAAAUAUCGAUACAUGUCGCACUAGAGAUAUAUUCGCAUCUAGUUCCUGUAAUUUUACGAGACGGCUUUCCAUAUAAAAGGAUUCGAAUCAAUACGGCUGUACAUAAUUCACUUCAAGGUGGUGAGGACAAUGUUUUUAACGAAAACAGCUAAGAAGUUGUUGGAGAGCCUGUGGUCACUGACGUGCUGCGAGUACGGCUGCUGCGACUGUUGCCAUGACGACUCGCCGCCGCCACACAAGAGGAUCACCAAAUCCGACAUACAACACUCAUUCCGGGAUUCGCUGUCGCGCCUCGACUCCACCAGCUCCGCGGCUGAGUCAACCAGUACGGCGACGCCACGGAGCAUCCACGAGAGAGCAGAGUCCGACAGCGUUUCACGCGCUGACUCGGUUUCGUCUGCCACGUCCGCAUCCCAGUUCUCGUUCGAGUACAAAAAGCCGACCACCACACCGAUCAUUGAUAUGAAGCCUAUUGAGUUUUGGGCUGCUAAUAAAGAAACUAUCCAACCAAAACAAGGCCGUCGUCGCCUGCCAAGCGAAACAGAAAUAACCAUAGAAAACUUCCAAAAGGACCUCUACAAAUCUGACAAAACCAACAUACCAGCCUGCCUGACAGACGAAGAGAAACUAUCAAAAUACCAGUUGGGACAGAUACAUUUUGGUUUACAUUAUGAAGUGUCGACUGGUGUUCUGGUUGUGAAGAUUAUCGAGGCCCGUGAGCUGCCGCCGCCGUACUGUCUUGACGAGCACAAGCAGGAUCUGGCCCACUCGAACCCCUAUUGCCGCGUCUCCCUGGUUCCCGAUGCCAAAUCCUCGCAUCAGACCUCGGUGCAGCGCAAGACUCAGGAUCCUUCCUGGAGCGAGUACUUCAUGUUCGAAAUCCCCUUUAAGGAGCUCGGGGAUCGUACCCUCGAAAUCCUCAUCAAAGACUUUGACAAAUAUUCUCGUCACUGUAACAUAGGUCAGGUGCAUUUUCCACUUGAGGGCCUGAACCUUGUGAAAGGCAUCCACACGUGGAAACCGCUGUCGCCAUGUAACGCUGACCGCCACGAGCUAGGUGAGCUGCUGCUGUCGCUUAACUACCUGCCGAGCGCCGGCAGACUCAACAUUGACGUCAUCAAAGCCAAACAACUGCUGCAGACGGACAUCGUCGGCGGAUCAGAUCCAUUUGUGAAGAUAACAUUGGUGCACUUCGAAAAGCCAGUGAAAACAAAGAAGACAACGUUCAAGAAAAACACGCUGGACCCAGUGUUCAACGAGUCGAUAACAUUCAACAUCACUCAUCAACAACUCGAGACAGCCAGUCUCGUAAUUUCCGUUUGGGAUUAUAACUCGAAAAGUAAGGAUGACUUUGUCGGAAGGGUCGUGCUCGGUAAAUAUGGGACUGGCCCACACGAGGCAAACCAUUGGCUGCGCAUGCUCCAGUCGCAGCGAGUUCCGGUUGCGCAAUGGCAUUCACUGCGCACUCGCCAAGAAUGCGACCAGGUGUCGCCAGCUUCGAUCGCUGUGCUUUAACACACCAAGUUUUCAAGGAAAUAGAGGAAUCUUGCUUAUACAACAUUAAACACAGCCAGCGAGUAGAACGAAACAAAUACGAUUUACACGAAAAGCAUCCUGAUUUUGCGGUUGUGAAAUUAACUUGUUAUUGUUUGUUGUUAUGUUUUGUUUCAUGUGACCCAUGUUCAUCAUAUAAAACAUGUUAGAUCAAUUCGUCUUUCUUUAAAACGUAAUGUUCGGUUAUGCAGCGUUGAAGUUGAGUUAUAAGUUUUGUUCGAAACUAGUCCAUGGUGCAGGAUCACGUGACUUUUGGGGGUUCCCAUUAAACGUUAAUGCAUGUAAACACACCGGUAAGUAGUGUUUUUUUCGGCGUUAACUGUAUACGCCAGCUUUUCACCUUAGCCUGACCUUUGUUAGCGUCCAAUAGAAUUCAAAUAAAACUUCCCGCGGCCAAGUACAGAUGAAUACACUUCAUUGACUGCAUUGGCUGAUUUGAUAAUACCACUAGAACAUUGGAAACAUGUCCGCGUCUUUGUAACACUGUUUUACUGCGUGUUCAGCAUGAAACAGUUUUAUCUCUAAUAAAAAGGCUUAAUAGAUAGAACAGUUUUACACUCAAUCUCGACAUCAAUACAGUUUGUGAGUGCACCUUUUAUUUUCAGAGGAUUUUCAGGGCGAGAACGUUGUGUACUUAAAGGCCAUGUGCUCAUAUUUAGUACUGACUUCCAUAUUCCUGUCAACAUGUUAUAUGAAAAAGUAUAAAGAGCAGUGGAAGCGAUGCCUCACUUUAAUGCAUUGCAUUUCAACCCGCGAGGUAUACGGGGUCAGUUCGCGGUUAGUGUGUUUGAAUGUCAGAGUUUAUAUACAGGUAACACCUUAUGUGCUGUUCGGAGUUCGCGGUCAGUAACAUAAUAGUUAUAUAAUAAAGACGCUAUAGCGUGAACUAGGUGAACUGGAAUUUUCUUUACCACCAGAAAGAUGUGAAAUGAAGAUAUCCAGCGAUAUUAUUUUAUGGCAUGUCAAUAAUAGAUUCUUAAUGUGUUUUCAACAAUACCAUGAUAAAUAUUAUUUUUAAUUAAUUAACAAGAAUUAUUCCAUCAUAUUUACUAAUGUAUUAUUGCAGCAUAUUAACUAAUGUAUUAAGUAUGAGCGCGAUGAUUCUCGAUACUGUUAAUAAUCGAAUCAAAUACACGUAGCAAUGCCCGAUAAACCACUCAAACAGGUUUGUUCGAAGAACGCGCGUAUACAUAUUUAAAAUAUGUACGGAGACUUCGCGUGUGGCCGGUUGACUUUGGU